AUGCCGACCACAAGAAGUGGAAAAGAAUCCUUUCCAACUUCAUCCAUACUCUCCUCUUCUAGGAAGCAGACCAAGCGCACCAAGCGCACCAACAACACCAACUCUCUGGACCAUUCAAUUCCAGCGAUCCAAACUAGUCUCCCAGACGACAUCAUCCAUAACAUCAUCUCAAACCUCUCAGCAUACUCCGGCACUUUAGCCAAUUGCUGUUUAGUCUCGAAGAUGUUUUAUCGAGUCGCUUCUCCUGUCCUUUGGAGACAUCUCAAGUUGAAUCCUUGGAAGAUAGAUGAUGGAAAGAAAGUGUUGGAUGGAUGUAAGGAGAGUUUCGGUGGAAUUAACGAUCGUCAAACUGGACGCAAGAAACAUAGAGAAGAUGUGAGAAUAUUCAGUCUCUGGGACCAUCCUCCCGAAUGGUGUCAACCUCAAAGGAAAACAGCUCUCACGCUACCUAAGUUACAGGUUCUACGUAUUCAUACAACCAUGAAAGCUAUUCACAUUUUCACCCCAUACGACAGUGAAAUCCCCAAAUGUCGAAUUCUCUCCAACCUUUCUCCGAGUCGAUUAGUCUUACGUGGUAUCCCUCUCUACAACAUCGAUCUAUCUCGUAUACCUUUAUCCGAGUCGUCCUGGUCCAAGAUGGAGGAGAUUACAUUUAUAUCUUCGGGUUAUGAGGCCGCACGAAAUAGCUCGUGUUGCCACCGCUUCACGAGCGUCUUCGCUCUUCCGUCCCUCAAAAGAAUCUUUUGGAUAUUUGACCCUUCGUCGCCACCUCAUUCUUGGAAUGCAAGCCAAUCUCCGUCUAUCCCCCUUCACUGUUGCUGUCUAGUCAAAUUAUUGAUACAGCUCCCUAAAAUUCCACUCACGAUCGUCAAUCUCGAUGCCACCGGUAUAUACCAUCCUGGUAGAGUCGGUUUAAGUUUUGAGGAUAUCAGUUACAUAGCUCAAAAUUAUUUGAUCGAUGGUCUUACGCAAGUAAUGGAUGAUUAUGGCUGGAACGAAGAUCAGAUACAAGAGAGAUGCGAGACCUUUAGGUUCGUCUCACUCCAAGGUUAUAUCGUGGAUGAGGAUUGGGUAGAUAUUCUAGACAAGAAAGAAUUAGACAAGUGGGUGAAGGUCAUGCAGACUCAGGAGGAAGACAGGCAUCAAGACAAAGCUGAAAAUGGGGAUGGAGACGAAGAUGAUAAACAGAUUGAGGACGAAGAUGAUGACAAGGAUUGUGACGAGGAGGAGACUGAACAAGAAGAGGUGGCGGGUUGA
Molecule: messenger RNA, 1257 nt
Organism: Kwoniella shivajii
Lineage: Eukaryota; Fungi; Basidiomycota; Tremellomycetes; Tremellales; Cryptococcaceae
Exons: 2
Coding region: 1-1257 (418 amino acids)
Molecular function (GO): protein binding
Source: RefSeq, a predicted model, not a curated record